Striga asiatica is the source of this 564-nucleotide messenger RNA. NCBI's taxonomy places the organism in Eukaryota, Viridiplantae, Streptophyta, Magnoliopsida, Lamiales, Orobanchaceae. The record is from the annotation of a GenBank genome assembly.
AUGCAAAGCCCGGAUGAAUGGGCCCGAAAAUACCAAGAAAUGGUCUCUACCAGGCCCGAUUUGACCUUGGAUCAAGAAGCGUCUGACAUCAUCUCCCACUCGGCUUUGAGCCCGAAAGCCAGCAUCGGGAAGCCGGGCCAAAGGCGCUCCCGGGCUUCUAAAAGGGCUCCCACGACCCUUCUCAACGCCAACGCCAACAACUUUCGGGCCCUCGUGCAAAAGUUCACGGGCUGCCAAAGUGAGUCAGGGAAUUACAAAGGCCCAAUUAAUCUGAACUUCGCGCAGUAUAAAGCUGACCAGGGCAGUCAACUGUGGUACGAAAACAGUCAGCUGGGUCAAAGUUCGUCUGAAUUCAGCAGCAAUGAUGCUGUUACUGCUACUGCUAACAAUAUUCCUGUUAGUGAUGAUCGUGAUCACGGUUCGUUUGUUUCGACUGCUGAUUAUGAUAUGAGGUCCGAUAGCCCGUUGAGUUUCGCUGAUUUUGACCUGGAUAAGUUUUCGAAACCGGAAGAUUAUCCUGAACAAGUGGCGAUGACUUUUGGGGAUGUUGAAUUUAUAUGGUAA